Messenger RNA from Plasmopara halstedii, 153 nucleotides. RefSeq lists its product as uncharacterized. NCBI's taxonomy places the organism in Eukaryota, Oomycota, Peronosporomycetes, Peronosporales, Peronosporaceae. Bases 1 to 153 code for a protein of 50 amino acids. The record is from RefSeq and is a predicted model, not a curated record. The transcript has 2 exons.
AUGGAUUUGGCCACACCUCAAACUCAUCGACAAGGCGUCGCACUUGCGGUCUUCGGGGCGCACGAGUCCUUAGAUGGUGGUCUACGUCCAGGAGCAAAGCUCUCUCCUUGCCACAAUGGUGCCCGACCCUCUCUCAAGGGCGGUAACGAUUAG